Molecule: messenger RNA, 1030 nt
Organism: Malaclemys terrapin pileata
Lineage: Eukaryota; Metazoa; Chordata; Testudines; Emydidae
Gene: DNAAF6
Product: dynein axonemal assembly factor 6
Exons: 7
Coding region: 95-697 (200 amino acids)
Biological process (GO): axonemal dynein complex assembly; flagellated sperm motility
Cellular component (GO): cytoplasm
Molecular function (GO): dynein intermediate chain binding; protein-folding chaperone binding
Source: RefSeq, a predicted model, not a curated record
CUCGCCGCUGCCAUGGUAACGGCAGACGCUGCGCUGGAGCUCGGCUCCCCGGGGACCGCAGCAGCCGUUGGAGACCGCCAGGUGAGCAGUAGAUAUGGAUCUAGACAGCGUUUCCUCAUUCUCUUCUCUGCAAGCUCUUGCUAAACUGCUUGCUGACCCUCAGGAAGAAGACAGUGAUGACAGUGACUUCGGGUCACAUUCUUCUUCUGUUAGCACUGUGGGUCCCGGAAAUAUCGGACCAGCAAAGAAAGCAGAGCCCACAGUCACCCCUGAUGUGAAGUCUGGAAAUCGUAAAGAUAUCUGGAAUACAGAGGAGGUGCCAGAAGGAUCAGAGUUUGAUGAUAUCUGGGAUCCAAGGGAACAGCCAGAUUUUGUCUCUGCUAGGUAUGAGAUUUUAUUCAAGCAGCAGGUAGGAGCAGAGGACAUCUUCCUGGGGAUGAGCAGAAAGAACCCUUCCACAGCCUGUUGCGAGGACAUGCUGAUUAAAAUCAAACUGCCAGAUACAAAGUCUUCAGACAUUACACUUGACAUCCAGGACAAGAUUCUUGACCUUCGAACCCCAAAAAAGAAGCUGCUACUGCAUCUCCCCCACCCUGUGGACAGCAAGAAUGGCAAAGCUUCUUUCAUUUCAGAAAAGGAGACCCUGGAAGUCACCUUGAGGAUGAAAAGAGAGUUUGACUUCAUCAAUUUUGCCUAAGAGAAAAUGGGGAAUGUUUUCAAACAGUGAUCUAUAUGGCUACCUGAUUGAUAGCCAUACGUUGGCCUAUCCCCCUUGGGAAUGGUUCAGGAAGGAUAGAUCCUUCCACUGCAGCUCCUAGUUGUGCAGUUAGGCAGUGUGAUGAACCACCCCAUAUGUCUAUUGGCGGUGAAUAGGAAUCAGAGGUGUCUCUGAGCAAGUAUAGUAUAGUAUUUCUAUCUUUGUGCAAUUCUAUCUCUGAGCUUGGGAUCCCAGCCUUACCACACAAAUUCUCCGAACUCCUGAAUUUUCUCUGAACUCAUCUUUGUGAGUGAGUGUGACCCAGAACACUAG